Molecule: messenger RNA, 6249 nt
Organism: Calliphora vicina (urban bluebottle blowfly)
Lineage: Eukaryota; Metazoa; Arthropoda; Insecta; Diptera; Calliphoridae
Exons: 5
Coding region: 74-6193 (2039 amino acids)
Cellular component (GO): extracellular region
Molecular function (GO): chitin binding
Source: RefSeq, a predicted model, not a curated record
UCGUUAUUUACCUAGUAAACGUUCGGUAGUUAAAAGAAAGUUCUAUAAUUUAAAUAAAAUAUAUUAUUGUAUAAUGUACAAAGCUCAAAGUGCUUUGUUGUUGCUAACCCUGGGUGUUGGGCUAUCAUUGGCUGUGGAUAUUUGCGAGCUCCAAAUGAAUGGUGUACGUUUGGCCCAUCCAGCAGACUGUAAUAAAUUUGUGCUAUGCGAAAAUGGCGUAACCGAUAGUAUUAUGAGUUGCCCAAUAGGAUUGUAUUUUAAUCGUUUCAAGGGAGAGUGUGAUAAAAGAGGACGUGCGGCCUGCGAUAUGCAGUAUGUAGAUUUGGUUAGUGAAAACACGGAUUGUUCAGUUUGUUGUGCUCAUUUUGGUUGCAAUUCGUAUCCAACACCUGGUACUGAAGAAACUCCGACACGUGGUGUACGUGCUGCACGUGCAGCUACUGCUGCCACACCAGCAACUCCUGCUACACCAGCAACUCCUGCUACACCAGCUACUCCUGCUACACCAGCAACCCGUGCUGCACGUGCUGUACGUGCAACUCCUGCUACACCAGCAACUCCAGCUACACCAGCUACUGCUGCUACACCAGCAACACCUGCUACACCAGCUACUGCUGCUACACCAGCAACACCUGCUACACCAGCUACACCUGCUACACCAGCUACAGCUGCUACACCAGCUACUGCUGCUACACCAGCAACUCCUGCUACAGCAGCAACUCCUGCUACACCAGCUACUGCUGCCACACCAGCAACUCCUGCUACACCAGCAACCCGUGCUGCACGUGCUGUACGUGCAACUCCAGCUACUCCAGCUACACCAGCUACUGCUGCUACACCAGCUACUGCUGCUACACCAGCUACUGCUGCUACACCAGCUACUGCUGCUACACCAGCUACAGCAGCAACUCCUGCUACUCCUGCUACACCAGCAACCCGUGCUGCACGUGCUGUACGUGCAACUCCAGCUACACCAGCAACUCCAGCUACACCAGCAACUCCUGCUACACCAGCUACUGCUGCCACACCAGCAACCCGUGCUGCACGUGCUGUACGUGCAACUCCAGCUACACCAGCAACUCCAGCUACACCAGCAACUCCUGCUACACCAGCUACUGCUGCCACACCAGCAACCCGUGCUGCACGUGCUGUACGUGCAACUCCAGCUACACCAGCAACUCCUGCUACACCAGCAACCCGUGCUGCACGUGCUGUACGUGCAACUCCAGCUACACCAGCUACUGCUGCUACACCAGCUACUGCUGCUACACCAGCUACUGCUGCUACACCAGCAACUCCUGCUACACCAGCAAACCGUUCUGCUCGUGCUGUACGUGCAACUCCUGCCACACCAGCAACUCCUGCUACACCAGCUACUGCUGCCACACCAGCAACUCCUGCCACACCAGCAACUCCUGCUACACCAGCAACCCCUGCUGCUCGUGCAACUCGUAGUGUAACUGGCAAUGGAAACGGUAACGAUAAUGGCAACAACAACGACAACGCAAACGAUUUAAAUGUUAUUUGCGCUAACAACAUUCAAAUCUGUAACAAUGAAACCAAAGGCUCAGUAUUCCCCAUUGACGGUGUCAGUAAUAAAUACUACAAAUGCAAUUAUGGCUGUGCUGUCGAAUUUCUCUGUGCCAAUAAUCGCGUUUACAAUCCCUCCUCCGAAAUCUGUGACCUUCCACAUUAUUCUCAAAGUGCUUUGUUGUUGCUAUCUCUGGGUGUUGGGCUAUCAUUGGCUGUGGAUAUUUGCGAACACCAAAUGAAUGGUGUACUUUUGGCCCAUCCAGCAGACUGUAAUAAAUUUGUGCUAUGCGAAAAUGGCAUAACCGAUAGUAUUAUGAGUUGUCCAAUAGGCUUGCACUUUAAUCGUUUCAAAGGAGAGUGUGAUAUCAGAGAACGUGCAGCCUGCGAUAUGCAAUAUGUAAAUUGGGUAAGCGAAGCCACAGAUUGCUCAGAAUGUUGUGAUCUUUAUGGUUGCAACUUGUAUCCAACACCUGGUACUCCAGAAACUCCUGCAUGUGACACACCUGCUACACCAGGAACUCCUGGUACACCAGCAACUCCUGCUACACCUGCCACGCCUGCUACACCAGCAACUCCUGCUACACCAGCAACUCCUAUUACACCAGCAACUCCAGAUACACCAGCAACUCCUGAUACACCUGUCACGCCUGCAACCCCUGCUACUCCUGCAACACCAGCAACUCCUGUUACACCAGCAACUCCAGCUACACCAGCAACUCCUGCUACACCAGCAACUCCAGAUACACCAGCAACUCCUGAUACACCUGCCACGCCUGCAACCCCUGCUACUCCUGCUACACCAGCAACUCCUGCUACACCAGCAACCCCUGACCACAACAAUUGUCCUAACAACUUGACAAUUUGUAUUGAUAAACCUGACGGUAGUGUUUCGUAUGUCAAUGGCACCUGCAAUCAAUAUAUUGUUUGUGUAGGCGAGUGUGCCAAUAUUAUGAACUGUCCCAAUAACUUGCAAUAUAAUCUUACAACCCACAUCUGUGAUUAUCCCCAAAAUGUAGAUUGCCCCUGGCAAUCAAAACCACCUACAACUGGACCCUCGGGUGUAGCAUGUGCCCAGCCCGGCAAAUGUGCUGGUCAGCCAGAUGGCAAAAUGUUUGCUGAUUCUAAGGGCAAUGGUUAUAUUGUGUGUCAGUGCGAGUGUGAGAUUGAAAGACCCUGUCCAGCUGGUACUAAGUUUGUGGAGGAGCUGUUAACUUGUGAUCAUAUAAAUGAGGGAGACAAUGGAAGUGGAAACGGCAAUGGAAGCGGUAAUGGAAACGGUAAUGGAAACGGUAGUGGAAACGGCAAUGGAAACGAUAAUGACAAUGGUAGCGGAAAUGGAAACGGUACUGGAACUGGUAGUGGAAACGGCAAUGGAAACGAUAAUGGAAACGGCAAUGGAAACGGUAGUGGAAACGACAAUGGAAACGACAAUGGAAGUGGUAGCGGAAAUGGAAACGGUACUGGAACUGGUAGUGGAAACGGCAAUGGAAACGAUAAUGGAAACGGCAAUGGAAACGGAAAUGGUAAUGAAAGUGGUAGUGGUAGUGGAAACGGUAAUGGUAAUGAAAGUGGUAGUGGCAACGGCAAUGGAAACAAUAAUGGAAGUGGUAGUGGGAACGAAAACGGAAACGGUAAUGAAACUGGUAAUGGUAAUAACACUGGUAGUGGAAAUGACAAUAGCAACAAUAACGGCAACGGAACCAUAUCAAACGUUGUUUGCUCUAACAACAUUCAGAUCUGUAAAAAUGAAACCGAGGGCUCACUUUUCCCCGUUGACGGUGUCUGCAAUAAAUUCUACAAAUGCAAUUACGGCUGUGCUGUCGAAAUUCUCUGUCCCAAUAAUCUCGUUUACAAUCCCUCUUCCGAAAUCUGUGACUAUCCACAAAACUACAAAUGUCCUUGGGCACAUACACCACCAUCGGGACCCUCAGCCGGGCCAUCGGGCAUUGCUUGUCCCAGUGGAGGACGUUGUGUGGGUGAAAAGGAGGGUACUUUCUUUCCAUCGCUAACAAGCUGCUCCAAAUAUGUUGUGUGUCAGUGCGAGUGUGAAGUUGAAAUGAAUUGUUCCAAUGGUUUACAGUGGGACCAUACAUUAUUAACAUGUAAUUAUGCAGCAAAUGUAAAGUGUGAUUUGAUAUUGGAGAUUAAUAUUGUCAGCGCUGUUUUGCUGUUGCUGAACCUAAGCAUUGCCUUAGGCAAUAGCAUUGACAUAGCCUCGCCUGAAAUCAAGUGUUCUAAUAACUUGAAAGUUUGUGUUGGUAAACCUGAUGGUAGUGAUUCACAUAUCGAUGGCAAUUGCAAUCAAUAUGUUGUUUGUGUAGGCGAGUGUGCCAAUAUUAUGAACUGCCCCAAUAACUUGCAAUAUAAUCUUUCAACCCACAUCUGUGAUUAUCCCCAAAAUGUAAAUUGUCCCUGGCAAUCAAAACCACCUACAACUGGACCUUCGGGUGUAACAUGUGCCCAGCCGGGCAAGUGUGUUGGUCAACCAGAUGGCCAAAUGUUUGCUGAUCCUAAGGGCAAUGGUUAUAUUGUGUGUCAGUGCGAGUGUGAGAUUGAAAGACCCUGUCCCGCUGGUACUAAGUUUGAUGAAAACCAACAUACCUGUGCACAAACGAAUGAGGCUGGCAAUGGAAGUGGAAAUGGAAAUUGUGCUUCGGGUGUUACAUGUGCCAAGCCCGGCAAGUGUGCUGGUCAACCAGAUGGCACAAUCUUUGCUGAUUCCAAGAGCAAUGGCUAUAUAGUAUGCCAGUGUGAAUGUGAGGUAAAAGAGACCUGUCCCGCUGGUACUAAAUUUGAUGAGAGUCAGCUUACUUGUGUAGCCGUGAAUGAAGGUGGAAAUUGUGCUUCGGGUGUUACAUGUGCCAAGCCCGGCAAGUGUGCUGGUCAACCAGAUGGCACAAUCUUUGCAGAUUCCAAGAACAAUGGUUAUAUUGUAUGUCAGUGUGAAUGUGAGAUAAAAGAGACCUGUCCCGCUGGUACUAAAUUUGAUGAGAGUCAGCUUACUUGCGUAGCUGUGAAUGAAGGUGGAAAUUGUGCUUCGGGUGUGACAUGUGCGAAGCCCGGCAAGUGUGCUGGUCAACCAGAUGGCACAAUCUUUGCUGAUUCCAAGAGCAAUGGCUAUAUAGUAUGCCAGUGUGAAUGUGAGGUAAAAGAGACCUGUCCCGCUGGUACUAAAUUUGAUGAAAGUCAGCUUACUUGUGUAGCCGUGAAUGAAGGUGGAAAUUGUGCUUCGGGUGUUACAUGUGCCAAGCCCGGCAAGUGUGCUGGUCAACCAGAUGGCACAAUCUUUGCUGAUUCCAAAGGCAAUGGUUAUAUUGUAUGCCAGUGUGAAUGUGAGAUAAAAGAGACCUGUCCCGCUGGUACUAAAUUUGAUGAAAGUCAGCUUACUUGUGUAGCCGUGAAUGAAGGUGGAAAUUGUGCUUCGGGUGUUACAUGUGCCAAGCCCGGCAAGUGUGCUGGUCAACCAGAUGGCACAAUCUUUGCUGAUUCCAAAGGCAAUGGUUAUAUUGUAUGCCAAUGUGAAUGUGAGAUAAAAGAGACCUGUCCCGCUGGUUCUAAAUUUGAUCCGCAAUUAUUAAUUUGUGUCCAUGGUGAUGGUAAUGGAAAUGGUAAUGGAAGUGGCAAUGGAACUUGUUCUAAUAACUUGAACGUUUGUGCUGGUAAACCUGAUGGUAGUGUUUCGCAUGUCGAUGGCACCUGUAAUCAAUAUAUUGUUUGUGUAGGCGAGUGUGCCAAUAUUAUGACCUGCCCCAAUAACUUGCAAUAUAAUCUUUCAACCCACAUCUGUGAUUAUCCCGAAAGAGUAGAUUGUCCCUGGCAAUCAACACCACCUACAACUGGACCCUCGGGUGUAGCAUGUGCCCAGCCCGGCAAAUGUGCUGGUCAGCCAGAUGGCAAAAUGUUUGCUGAUUCUAAGAGCAAUGGUUAUAUUGUGUGUCAGUGUGAGUGUGAGAUUGAAAGACCCUGUCCAGCUGGUACUAAGUUUGUGGAGGAGCUGUUAACUUGUGCUCGUGUGAAUGAAGGAGAUAAUGGAAGUGGAAACGGCAAUGGAAACGGUAGUGGAAAUGGUAGUGAAAACGGUAGUGGAAAUGGUAGUGGAAACGGUAGUGGAAACGGCAAUGGAAACGGUAGUGGAAACGGUAAUGAAAGUGGUAGCGGAAAUGGAAACGGCAAUGGAAACGAUAAUGGUAGUGGAAACGGUAAUGGCAACAACAACGGAUCCCUACCAAACGUUGUUUGCUCUAACAACAUUCAAAUCUGUAAAAAUGAAGCCGAGGGCACACUAUUCCCCGUUGACGGUGUCUGCAAUAAAUUCUACAAAUGUAAUUACGGCUGUGCUGUCGAAAUCCUCUGUCCCAAUAAUCUCGUUUACAAUCCCUCCUCCGACAUGUGUGACUAUCCACAAAACUACAAAUGUCCUUGGCCACAUACACCACCAUCGGGACCCUCAGCCGGACCAUCGGGUAUUGCUUGUCCCAGUGGAGGACGUUGUGUGGGUCAAAACGAGGGUACUUUCUUUCCAUCGCUAACAAGCUGCUCCAAAUAUGUUGUGUGUCAGUGCGAGUGUGAAGUUGAAAUGAAUUGUUCCCAGGGUUUACAGUGGGACAAUAAAUUACUAACAUGUAAUUAUCCAGCAAAUGUAAAGUGUGAUUUGGCUUAAAAUAUGUAUUAUGGAAUGUAUAUUAUUAAUAAAGAAAUGUAAUUUAUUCAAAUGAA